This is a messenger RNA of Schistosoma bovis, 4205 nucleotides long. NCBI's taxonomy places the organism in Eukaryota, Metazoa, Platyhelminthes, Trematoda, Strigeidida, Schistosomatidae. The record is from the annotation of a GenBank genome assembly.
AAAAUGAAUAUUAGUCAUGAAGUUGAAUAUUUACUAUACUUAAUUCCUUUGGAAUAUUCUGUAUUUAAUUAAAACAUUUCAUUUAAACAAAUAGAAUUGAAUGAUUUGUAUUUUACAAUUGACUGUGGAACAUCAUUUUGAAAAAAAAAUCUCAUGUUGUGGAUCAAUUUCUGAUUUUUGAUCUUAUUCAAAAUUUGCAAAAUCAUUAAAAUAUGGUGAUAGAACAUGAAGGAAUAAUGAAAAAAAAUCCAUAUAAAAUGAAUGUCCCAGUGAAUUAUGAUGGUGCAGUUGUGGGUUUAGCUAGACGAUCUACUUUAUUUCCAUUUACAACACCAUUACCAGGAAUAUCAACAGCAGCUGUACAAUUAGAACAUUUAAUAGGAAGAAAUAAAAAAUGGACAUCAGCUGGUUGGAAAUUAAGUUGUGAGUCAGGAUUAGUAUUUCGUACUCAUUUACAAGAUAAAGAAUAUGUCUAUUUAAAUGCAGCAGAGUUUGGUGAACUUGAAGUUGUUCGAGAUUUAUUGGAUGAUAUAAAACUUGAUGUAAACUGUGUAGAUUAUAUGGGACGUAAUGCUUUAUUACUGGCAAUGAAAAAUGAAAAUCUUGAUUUAGUGGAACUAUUAGUGAAUAGGUUAGAUUUUUAUGCUGUUGAAGAUGCUUUAUUAAAUGCGAUAAGUCAACAAAAAAAUCAUUUAGUUAAACUAAUUGUUGAUCAUCCACAAUAUAUUAGAAUGGAAAAACAAUGCAAAAGUAAAGUGUCCGGACCAUCAAGUGGAACAAAUAAUCGUGGUAAACGAUCUCAGUUCUCCUCAGAUAUUUCACCUUUAAUGCUUGCAGCACAUAUUAACAAUCAUGAAAUUAUUCAAUUAUUACUAGAUAGAGGGUUAAAACUAGAAAUGCCACAUGAUCGUGCAUGUUCCUGUCUGGAGUGUGAAACUAUUCGUGCUGAAGAUUCAUUGAUAUUAGAACAACAACGCUUACAUACCUAUCAAGCAUUAUCUAGUUCAGCUUAUUUAGCUUUAACUACAUCUGAUCCAGUAUCUACAGCAUUUAUUUUACGUAAUGAACUUUAUCAAUUAGCUUCUCAAGAAAAACAGUUCAAAGAGGAAUAUUCAGAAUUAGCAGUUAAAUGUAUGGAUUUUGCAAUAAGUUGUGUAGAUCUCUGUCGUACAUCAGAUGAACUACAUUGUUUAUUAGGUGGUACAAUAAAUUCAAAACCACAUGAUCGCGGAAAUCCUUUAAACACUAUUAAGAAUGCAAUUCAAUCUCAUGAAAAAAAGUUUGUCGCUCAUCCAAAUUGUCAACAUCAAAUGGAGAAUUUAUUUUACAGUUUAAUGUUUUGCAUUCGAGAUUUUGAAGGUGUACAAAGAUUACAAUUUGUGAUUAUAUUCCUCUCAUUACUGCCAUUUUUGUACAUUAUCUACCUGUUUUUUCCACAUUUUAAGAUGCCACUUCCACAAAGUUUAAUAUAUCGUGACCGAAGUGUUACAAAAUAUGAAGUAACAGAAAUACUACGAUGUCCUGUGACUAAAUUUCUUGGUCAUAUGGUUUCAUACUUAACAUUCCUGAUAUUAAUUACGGUGGCCACUUUUCGUUUGGAUCGUACAGCAAUCAGCGAUGGUGAAGACAAUUGGGAAGUUAGAUAUACAGAAAUUUUAAGCUAUGACUUUAGAACAUCUCAUGUGGUCAUGACCAAAAUUCAAAUAAUAUUACUAUUUUGGAUACUUGGUCAACUUUGUAUGGAGUGUAAACAAGUUUAUCAUUAUGGACUACGUUAUUUUUUCCGUAGUUAUUAUAAUUUUAUGGAUUGGGUAUCCAUUGCCUUGUAUUUGGCAUCAUAUUCAUUAAGAAUUAUUGUAGACUUUAAAGUUCAAGCAUCAAUGAGACAAUAUCAAGAUGUACUUAAAGUGGCUCAAUCAAUUCUGUUAAAUACUACAUGUUCCACUUCAAAAUUUUGUUCUAGUACUGAACAGACAACACAUCAAAAUUAUGUGAAUUAUCGAAAUAAAAUAUUAAUUCCAGAAUCUGCUUAUUGGUUAAGAGGAUGUCGGUUAUGGUGGGCUCCAGACGACCCAGAGUACAUUUCUGAUUGUCUAUUUGCUUUGGGUAAUGUCUUAUCAUUUUCAAGAAUUAGUUAUCUAAUGCCAGCAUGGGAAUUACUUGGACCCCUUCAAAUAUCUCUGGCUCGUAUGGUAUCAGAUAUCAUACGAUUCAUGGCGCUCUUUACUGUGAUGGUAAUUGCAUUUGUCGUUGGUUUAACUAAUCUCUAUUGGUACUUUGCAAACAUUAUUGUAUCCGUUGAUGCUCAAGGACAAUUAAUUCGUUAUGCUAGUGGAAUACCAUCAUUUAAAAGUACGGGUGCUACUUUUCAUACAUUAUACUGGGCUUUAUUUGGACAAUCAUCAACUAAUGUAACAACCAUUGAUGAAAAUCUAGCCAGUAUGUACCCUGGCCAUGAAUAUUUGGCAGUAGACAGUAGUCCAUAUAUAGUAAACAGUCUUGGUAGUAUUUUAUAUGCAAUAUAUAAUGCUUGCAUGAUUAUCAUUUUGUUGAAUAUGUUGAUCGCUAUGAUGAGUAAAUCAUUUGAUGAGAUACAGGGUGACCGUUUAGAAGAAUGGAAAUUUGCACGAGCAAGUUUAUGGUUAGUAUAUAUAGAUCAAGAAGGUGUACUUCCGGUUCCAUUAAAUUUAUUACCAUCACGAGAAGCUAUAUCAUCAUUAUUAUCACGAUUUUGUAGUAUAAUACAGUGGAAGAAACCACAAAUUUAUACAAAACAUCAUUGUGAUUUACAAAAAAAUGAAAAUGCUAUUAUAUUUAGUCAAACUACACCAACUAAACAUCAUUCAGUGAAUACACAAUUCAAUCAAAAUAUUCGUAAAACUCAUACAACUACUACUGUAAGCACUUUAUUAGAUACAAAUUCUAUACAUUCAAAUGAAUGGACAUCUGAUGGAUCAGAAAGUGAGAAUGAAACUGAAAAAAUUCUUAACGAUUAUAAACUUCAUACUGAUACUAUACGUGCUGAUGUAAUGCGUCGGUACUUGUUCAAGUUACAGAAACAGAAAGAAGAAGAAUUAAAAUCUGGUGGUAUGAAAUGAUUUAUAAUUUUCAUUUGAUUUACAGUAAUGGAUAUAAGAUGAAAAUACAGUUAACUCAUAAUUAAUUCUAUAGGAUUUAAUAAGAAGAAAAAGAAAUUCACCAUUACAUUGUUAAAUAGGUUGUUUCAUUAUAACUUAUCUAUUGAAAUUUUCCGUUAUGAAUAUCCACCGGCAACAAAUACAAAAAAUGAUGGAUCAUGAAGUUAAACGUAAACAAGAAUUAAACCAAGAUAAAUUGUCAAGAAAAGAAAGCAAAACUCAAGGUGAUGAAGAAAUUGACGAAACACCACCAAAGUCAGCAACAGAAAUUGGUGAUGAGAAUAGAUUGAGAGGUUUACGCAGUCUUUUAAUGCCACCGUCUAUUCGUAAGAAAUUAGAAGCUGUUGCAUCAGUAAAUCAUUCAGGUAAUGAAUCAGAAAAACGAGAAGCUGCUGAAGCAGCUGCACGUUUUUAUUUACUUCAAACAACUAGAAAAGCAUAUGAUACUAAUAAAUUAAGUGGUGAAAGUUUUAAAAGUCGUCAGUCAUAUUCUAAUCAACCUAAAGAUGAAACAUUUACAGCACGUACCGAGAGACCAAUUAAAGGUGUACAUCUAAGAGAAUUAUAUGGUGUUGAACAAGAAAUGCAUGAUAUGUCAGAAGCUCUUUCAUCUUAUUCAUUGUCAGAAGCAACUAUUUCAGAAUUAAAUGAAUUAGAAACUUACUAACAUUUUACAACAUGAUAGUGUACAUUUAAUACUAACUCAUUCUAUAAUGCAAAAAAAAAAAAAAUAUUAAAAUCAACUUAAUCAAAUAUCUUUGUAAGUUACAAAAUUAUAAUACUAACACUGUUUAUGAUCUUCAGAUUUCAGAUCUAAUUCACAAUUCAAACAUUCACUUCAUAUGAUUCUCUUUCUUCUUAUUAAAUAACACAAUUUCCAUGGAGAUUUUCAGUUUGUAAUACUUUUCACAAUUUGGUUUGUGUUCUUUGUUUGUUUUUUUUUGUUUUCAAAACAAAUCAAUGUGUUUUGGCUUCUAUUUCGUUAACAAAUUAGUUACUAGAAGUAGGAUUGAAUAACAUGCAACAUAAUUCUUAGUAAUUAUUAUUACUAUUAUUAUUAUUAUUAUU